ACCACGGAAGGUACGUAGAGCCGCUGGUACUGCUGCUACAAUGGCAUUUGAUCUGCAUACAUUGCAUCCGGCCUUCCAAAUCUUCCUCGUCUGUCCUCCUCCCCCGACUAGAGCAAUCCCAGGUCAAUCUCUGCAGCCACAUCAGUAUCUCCAUCCUCGGCCAUCGAGCCACUCGAAUCAAGAUCGCCUUCGCUUGAUUCCAACAACCCAUUGGCAGUGGCAGGCAAAAAAUUCGCCUUCUAUAUGUGCCGCGGCCUCCCAACUCCAGCUCCAGCUCCAGCGCUUCAAUUUCAGUCCCAGGAUUGCAGUCGGCAGCAGCGAGGUACUACCCAAGCACCGCCCGGCCGAGCGAGCGAGUCCGUGCGUGCGUGCAUGGCAGCAGAGAGGAAGGCGGCCUCCCGCCCGGCCGCCUGCGGGCGAAUGCGCGGCGCCGAGGGUGCCAAGCCGCGGGGCCGUCAGGCAAAGGCAGCGCGGGCACCACCGGGCCAGGGGUACUUCACGGCGGGGCUGGCGGCGCUGUUCCUUUGCCUCACCACGCUGCUCGUGUUCCUGCCUCUCGUGCUGCCGCCGCUGCCGCCGCCGCCGUUGCUGCUGCUGCUCGUGCCCGUGGGCCUCAUGGCUGUACUGCUUGCGCUGGCGCUCGUGCCGUCCGACGGCCGGGCCGCCGCCGCCGCCGUCGCUUCUUCAUCGUGCGUGUGCUGAAGACGGACGACGCAUCGCACGUGUGCUAGACACGCCGAGAGACUGUACUGUAAAAAUGUGGCGGUUUAACAUUUGUUUUGUUAAUUUGAUAUAAGGAAUAGUGAUUUCCUA
Molecule: messenger RNA, 813 nt
Organism: Zea mays
Lineage: Eukaryota; Viridiplantae; Streptophyta; Magnoliopsida; Poales; Poaceae
Exons: 1
Coding region: 41-796 (251 amino acids)
Source: RefSeq, marked validated